GUCACGGAAGCAGACGGUGUCGUGACCGGAGCUUUGUGCUCGCGCAAGCGAUCGCAGAAGUCGCGCUCGCUUUGCAGAAGGGGAAAAAAUUCUGCUUUUUCAUUCAUCGAUGUCUUAUCAAGAGCGUGCUUAUCGAUGCAUCGCGAAGAUCAUGGGCGGUAGUUGGGAUAGAUGAUCAUGAUGCUGGCAACGUUGAAGAAGUGUGAUUGAGUUGUUGUGUUUCUGCUAACUACGUGGUCGUCUGCAAAGCUGAGCAGCAGGUGGGAUUUUGAACGGCUGUCUCUCCGCAAACAGAGGCAAUUUUGUGGUGAAAGCGUCGCGUUUGAGCUGUUUCGGAUAUACUGCGUGUGGUGCAGGUGCAGUGUAGUUCCAGCUGUCUGCGUACUCCUGACACUACUUCUACUGGUUGCAGAGGGCAGCACUUUCGCGGCCAGUAUCAUCACCAUCAUGCGAGACAGGGUCAUCUAGCCCGACAUUCUCCCGCCACCAUCACCAGCUCGGAGCCAUCCACACCGAAUAAACGGAUUCAUCACCCUUCACACCGGCCGCAGGUGAACGCCGCUCACCACCAUGGCGCACUCUACUCUCUCCGCGCGCACUCUUUUCUCCCUCUCCGCAUUCUUCCUCCUCCUCCUCUCCCUCCCUCACCAAUCGCGAGCCUCCAAUGCGUCGAAAGACGAAAACGAAUCCUGCAAGGAUGGCCUCAUCCUGCCAAUAUGGCUCCCGCAGGACAACAUCAGCACGGGCGACAUCGUCGCUCGAGGCCUCGUCUACUUCAUCUGUCUCGCGUACAUGUUCAUCGGAAUAUCCAUCAUCGCCGACCGUUUCAUGGCAGCCAUCGAAGUGAUCACUUCCAAGGAGAAAGAGGUGAUCAUCAAAAAGCCGAACGGCGAGACGCAGACCAUAAACGUGCGCGUGUGGAACGAGACCGUCUCCAACCUGACCCUCAUGGCCCUGGGGUCUUCCGCGCCCGAGAUUCUCCUCUCCGUCAUUGAAGUGUACGCUCAGAAAUUCGAAGCCGGCGACUUGGGUCCCGGCACCAUCGUGGGAAGUGCAGCUUUCAAUAUGUUCGUCAUCAUCGCUAUCUGCGUGUACUCGAUACCCAGUCCCGAGGUGAGGAGGAUAAAGCAUCUCCGCGUGUUCUUCGUCACCAUGACCUGGAGCGUCUUCGCCUACAUCUGGCUGUACAUCAUCCUGACGUACUCGUCCUACGGGAGGAUCGAGGUCUGGGAGGGCAUAGUCACCUUCCUCUUCUUCCCGGCCACGGUUCUGACGGCGUACAUCGCGGAUAGGAGGUUGCUCAUCUACAAGUAUCUGUCCAAGAAGUACAGGGUGAACAGGAGAGGAGUCAUCGUCGGCGGCGAAGGGGAGGACGUGGAGAUGGCGCCGAAGGGAUCCAUGGUGGACGGAAUGCUGGGUGGGAUUCAGUUGAAAGGCUUUGAGGAAGAGCAGAGUCCGGAGGCGAAAGCGUUUGAAGAACACAGGAGAGAAUACAUUCAGAUCUUGAGGGAGUUACGGCAUAAGCAUCCGGACAGCUCUUUGGAGGAACUGGAAGCCAUGGCUCGAGAAGAGAUCACCAGCCGCUGUCCCAAGAGCCGAGCCUACUACCGCAUCCAAGCCACUCGGAGACUCAUGGGAGCCGGAAACCUGAUGCGGAAACGCGUUUCCGACGUCAAAGACGACAUCAAGGACGACUCCAAAGAAGGCGCCGACAAGCCUCACGACGACGCCAUCCGGCUCUUCUUCGAUCCGGGCCACUACACCGUCUUCGAGAACGUCGGAGAAUUCGCGGUGACCAUCGUCCGGGACGGCGACGUCAACGCUACCGUCUGCGUCGACUACGCGACCGAAGACGGAACCGCUAACGCCGAAAGCGACUACAUCCCCGUCGAGGGGACGCUAGUCUUCCGGCCGGGCGAGACCCAGAAGCAGGUCUUCAUCAAGGUCAUCGACGACGACGUGUUCGAAGAGGACGAGCACUUCUACGUGCGGUUGUCGAACCCGCGCCAUCUGAACGCCGCCAUGAACGGAUCGCCCGGGUCGCCGCCGGGUUCCACGGACGGGAAGCCCGCGGUGAAGUUGGAUACGCCGUCGGUGUGCACGGUGAUGAUUCUGGACGACGACCACAGUGGCGUGUUCUCGCUCGCCGAGACUCAGGUGGAGAUAAGCGAAGCCGUGGGCGAGUACCGCAUCCGAGUGAAUCGCUUCAGCGGUGCGCGCGGCCGAGUUUUUCUUCCCUACAAGGCGGUCGAAGGCACGGCCAAGAUUGGAAAAGACUUUGAGGAAUGCGAAGGCACGGUCAUGUUCGAGAACAACGAGACGAGCAAAGACUUCUCUCUCUAUAUCAUCGACAAUGAGAGUUACGAAAAGGAUGCCGUACUCAGCGUUGAACUUGGCGAACCUGAACUGGAAGAAGACGACCCAUACUACAUUCAAGGAAAGUUGGCCAUUGAACAGUCAGACCUUCUUCGGGAGCAAGGUGGCUUACAAGGCAUACCGAAAUCUCAGAUGACCGAAGCGCAGAAGAUCGCCCUGCUCGGCAGGCCAAGGCUAGGUGACAACACCAAGUGCACCAUCAGGAUUAAGGAGAGCAAAGAGUUCAAGAAUACUGUAGACAAGCUGUUCCAGAAAGCCAACGCCUCCCUUCUCAUCGGAACCUCCUCUUGGAAGGAACAGUUUGUGGAAGCCAUUACAGUCGUGGCAGAGGACAAUGACAAACACUACGGUGACAAGUUGGAAGUAACGGAACCGGAAAUGAAGAAACUUAGAGACGAAGGUGAGGACGAUGAAGGGGAAGAUGUGGAAGUGAAGAUGCCUUCCUGCUCCGACUACGUCAUGCAUUUCUUCACCGUCUUCUGGAAGGUGCUCUUCGCAUUCGUCCCGCCAACUGAUUACUGGGGCGGAUGGGCGUGCUUCGUGACGAGCAUCCUUCUGAUCGGAGUUCUAACGGCGUUCGUCGGAGACUUGGCCUCACACUUUGGCUGCACAAUCGGGUUACGAGACUCGGUCACUGCUAUCUCUCUGGUCGCCCUGGGCACCAGCAUACCAGACACGUUCGCCAGCAAAGUGGCUGCGAUGAACGACAAAUACGCCGAUUCCUCCAUCGGCAAUGUAACAGGCUCCAAUGCUGUCAACGUUUUUCUGGGCAUUGGAGUGGCAUGGUCCAUGGCUGCCAUCUACCACGCCUCCAAGGGCACCGUCUUCAGGGUGGAGCCGGGCAACCUCGCCUUCUCAGUCACAAUCUUCUGUGUAUGUGCUCUCAUCUGCUGUGCUGUUCUCUUACUACGCCGAAACAAACUAGUAGGCGGCGAGCUAGGAGGACCCAUGAGGUACAAACUUCCCACGACCAUACUGUUUGCGGGACUAUGGCUGUUCUACGUUGCCAUGUGCUCCAUGGAGGCCUACGGCGUCAUCAAAGGUUUCUAAUACAAGGUGCACAUGGUACAGUCCUACACCGGGUUUCCUGCCGAGGUGGUCUUUCCGAAGAAGACCUGCAUUAUGUUGGUCCAGGCUAAAGGGAAGGUAAAGGAACACUGGACGUGUGGGUGUCCACGCAAGCUGAAUGAAGUGUGCAGCCGUUGGACACAUCCAGGAAGAGCCAUCCAUCGAAUACAAGACCACCUGAUCAUGAGAGUUCGUUGGUUAGCAAGUCUGCUUGCUUCGCAAGUUGAGGCGGUAUACCAUGCUAGGAGAGAGAACAAACCGAGUCCACGGAAUCAAGCUGGGUCCCAUUUUAAGGGUGCGGGGCAUUCUUCUGCCAGAAAGCACCCCGUGGUUGUGCCCUACAACGAUGAUGGAUCCUACUGAUUGUGUUAUCUUCCCACUUUCCUUCUUCAUUCUAUGACUCAUUUCCUCCGCUCAGCGGCCUCAUGUCUGUCUUCAACUCUUAUCAGUGAGUGAAAUGUGCAGCCGUCGAUAUGUCGCGUGAUUCCUGCAUGUACCUUUCCAAUGAUUCCUGUCCCUCCUUUUUCUGUCUCCUGGAGCUCCCUCCAUCCCUGACGAAUGCUUCCAUAUUCUCCGUUGGUCCCCAGUUUUAUUCCUGAAGACUAAUACUGACUUUUUUCAUUCCCGUACGUGAUGUUCAUAUUGUUGACUGCUUGUACACGCAGGCGAUAAUAUGUGGUGCAGCUAUACGAGACAGGUUUGUAUAUAACUACCCUUAAUGUUACAGAUGUAACAAUGUACACGUGUUACGCACGCAUGUUAUGAGACAAAGUGUGAGUUGUUGAAAAGGUUCGUCAUUGUGGCGGGGGAAGGGAAGUGUACGAAGUUUUGGAGUGUGUACUGUAGUUGGCGUUUUGCGCUACAUAUGACUACUCGGGACUUGUGUGCGCAAUUUGUGAAAAAUAAUUUCUACCAGGAAAUUGUUUUUGGUACGCGAUACACUGCAUUGAAACUCAGGAAGGUGUGCAACAAAAGAAAUCAAUAUUGUAGGCCUGAAGGCGUUGAGGCAAUAUUAACGUAGACGGAAACAACGCCGUCGUCUGAGCGGAGAAUCCCAAAACCUAUACACUUUAUAAUUAGCCUGUCUCACUUCACUGCUUCAGAAACAUCUUCCUUUCGCGUCUCAGAUACCAUUUAAACAUUUCUUAAGGAUUCUCGCUCUAGUUUCUAGAACUAUUGGAAAGUUUACGUCCCACAGGGUGCAGGUACUAGACAUGAUGUUACUUGCUUGUCAAAUUAACAUCCAGGCUGAAAAAUUGGCUAUACCCAUUCAUCAGGAUGGCUACGGCAUUUGGGACUCUCAGUCGACCAACAUUUUCUUUUCGUUUCAUCUUACGCCCCCAGGUUACAUUUUAUACAUUAGGCCAUUAGUUUUGUAAUCUCACCCGAGGUACCACUAGCAGCUGGACGACCUAUUUUCAAAGCGCCCCUGUUGGCGUGGCUGCAUACUAGCCAAGUCGUAGUGCAAGUGCCUUCAGUUUAGAACCAAAAUGGCGGCUGUCGUUGUAGAGUGUGGCGUGCCGUAGGUGGCGCACUUGCCUUUUUCUUUUUUUCUUUUUUCGUUGUAGUAUCGGCUCUUUGUAGCACCUGACACCUGGCGUGAUGUCUCCCAGGUCGUUAGAGAUAACGCUGGUAACACCCAUUUUUACGACGACAUAUUGUACAUUGUAUCUUCUAGGCGCAACGAAUUCCCGUCUCUUCGUCAGAAGCGUUGAUUUUUUAAUGAUUAUUUUAAAAAAGAUGUCAUCCAUUUCUCAGUAUCCGUGUAUGUUCCAUGUUGGCCAUUAGGGCCUAUCGAAGCAAGGUGGCACACUACUGUACAGCGGUGUUCCCUGUAGUAAGCUUCCAUAUUCCUUUUGUUUCCCUCCUUCACUUGUAAAUAUUGCCCUCUCCUCCUGUAACCUUCUUCUCGUUCUCUGUGUCCUCUGUCUAUCGUACCUCUCCUUGUUCAUCUGCUGGGCCUACACAAUGUAGAAGUAACAGGUGGAAUACAAGAACGCUACUGAUAUGGGAGAACGAAACUUGUGGCGGUAGCCACGUUAGGCCUAGCGUCGGGUCGUCAGGCAGAGCGACUGCAUGCGUUUUCAGCACAUGUCAAAACACUAUAGGAGAACGCCGUAAGCGGCUCGCGAAGAGAUAUUUUAAGAAACGUGUGGUCGACAUUAUAGAUGACGGCUGAUUGUGAUUGGCUGACACUUGUGACGUGGGUUCUUCGUAGGACACCGUGACAAGUUUCGCAGAAGACCUUUUUGUUUUGUGAUGGUGCAUAAGAAGUCGUUCGGAAUGUUGCAUUUGAGUCGAAACCUGAACGUGCGUCGCUCCCUCCAGGUAGUGGCCGAUCACAGUCAAAUGGGUUUCUUUCCCUUUUUGGGAAAAGAAGUGAUUAGCGCGUUAUUCUGUGUAACUACAUAGCGCAUUUUCUGCAAUAUAAGCAGUGUCCGAAAGUGUGCAUUCCCAUAUUCAUAAAAAGGUUGACAAAAACUCUGCCAUGUAAACCCUGAGGCGGAAUCGUGCUAAAGGUUCAUAACAUUAUAGCAGAAUGCCUUAGAAAUUGUUCAAGAUUGCACUUCCAGUUUGCGUUGGACAUAUUAGUAGUAACGCAAGGCUUGAACCUGCAGAUUACACCGUGGAAAAUGCGCCAACGUAGUUGACAGCCCCCAGCCCAUGGGAUCGAAUUUAAUACGUACAUAAGGUAUGACGAAAUGAUCAAGAUGUCACUAGGACUUCUUUAUGGGCUUCUUAGUACAACGCAUAAAAGAAAUGUAGCGUAAUAUUGUGACACACCUGGCCAUGACAAGUGCACCACCAAGUGGCGAAAUACAAAGCGUGGCGUGUGCACUUGUUGCUAGUCCUGUGCACUUGUAUAGCAUUACCUAACUUACCGUAAUGUGCAAAAGUUAGGAAACGCUAGAGUGCAGAGGUAAGGAAUGAAGAGCGACCCUUACUUUGCCAAAGCAACUAUAAACUGUUAAAACUUCCGUGGUUUCGCUCGUUUCUUAAUCCUUGUUCCUCCUGAAAAGUGUAUGAAAUAAAUUGUUGAUUCCUAAAAACAAAUAUACAGACAUCGUCGAAAGAAAGAAA
Messenger RNA from Ornithodoros turicata, 6525 nucleotides. It is a transcript of the gene Calx, whose product is annotated as sodium/calcium exchanger 1-like. The transcript has 12 exons. Gene Ontology annotation, molecular function: calcium:sodium antiporter activity. The record is from RefSeq and is a predicted model, not a curated record. Gene Ontology annotation, cellular component: axon; postsynapse; sarcolemma. Lineage: Eukaryota; Metazoa; Arthropoda; Arachnida; Ixodida; Argasidae. Bases 571 to 3426 code for a protein of 951 amino acids. Gene Ontology annotation, biological process: sodium ion transmembrane transport; cell communication; calcium ion import across plasma membrane.